Molecule: messenger RNA, 1307 nt
Organism: Fragaria vesca subsp. vesca
Lineage: Eukaryota; Viridiplantae; Streptophyta; Magnoliopsida; Rosales; Rosaceae
Product: metal tolerance protein 10-like
Exons: 6
Coding region: 1-1209 (402 amino acids)
Biological process (GO): transmembrane transport; monoatomic cation transport
Cellular component (GO): membrane
Molecular function (GO): monoatomic cation transmembrane transporter activity
Source: RefSeq, a predicted model, not a curated record
AUGACAGAACUUCGAACAGAUUCUUUGGACUACCGGACGGAGCUGUUGUCGCCGGACGUGACAGGAGGGCCUGUGGCACUGCCAAGUGAUUCACCGGCAUGGCGGCUCAAUAUGGAGGGAAUCAAGCUUCCAGCUGAGAGAAACAAUAUGAGUUCUUGUUUUGGCUUAGGCUCUUAUGUUCAGUCAUUGAGGAGGCAGAAGAAAAUUGCAGAAUAUUACAAGAGGCAGAAUAAACUUCUCAAAGGAUUCAAUGAAUUAGACUCAUUUACUGAAUUGGGUUCUUGGCCUGGAAGUUUAACAGAGGAUGAGAAGACACAGCUAGCAAGCAAUGAAAGGAUAGCAAUAUAUGCAUCGAAUGCGGCUAACUUGGUGCUGUUUCUAGCAAAAGUGUAUGCUUCAGUUGAGAGCAGAUCCUUGGCAGUAAUAGCUUCAACUUUGGAUUCUCUAUUAGACCUCUUGUCAGGGUUCAUCCUCUGGUUCACAGCUCAUGCAAUGAGAAAACCAAAUCAGUAUAACUACCCGAUUGGCAAGCAUCGGAUGCAGCCUGUGGGAAUUGUGGUUUUUGCAUCUGUAAUGGCAACUCUUGGACUACAAAUUUUGUUUGAAUCAGGGCGGCAACUUGUCACCAAGACACAACCUGAUAGGGACCCGGAGAAAGAAAAAUGGAUGAUAGGGAUCAUGGUCUCUGCCACAGUAAUCAAGUUUGUACUAAUGGUCUACUGUCGCAGAUUCAAAAACGAGAUUGUUCGAGCAUAUGCUCAAGAUCAUCUAUUUGAUGUCAUUACUAAUGGAAUUGGUCUUGCAUCCGCAGUUUUAGCAAUCAGGUUUUACUGGUGGAUCGAUCCUCUUGGAGCUAUCAUUAUUUCUUUGUAUACAAUUGGGAAUUGGGCGAAAACUGUGAUGGAGAAUGUUUGGUCACUAAUUGGCAAGACAGCACCAGCUGAGUACUUAGCUAAGUUAACAUAUCUAAUUUGGAACCAUGACAAGCAGAUCAAGCACAUUGACACAGUGAGAGCAUAUACAUUUGGUAUCAACUACUUUGUGGAGGUUGACAUAGUCUUACCCGGAGAGAUGUCCCUCAGUGAAGCACAUAAUAUCGGAGAGGCACUCCAAGAGAAGCUUGAGAAUCUUCCUGAGGUUGAACGAGCUUUUGUGCAUGUCGAUGUUGAUAUCACUCACAAGCCAGAGCACAAGCCAAAGAGUACAUGAAGAUGGGAAUAACAACUCCAUGUUUAAUAAACUCAUUGUAAUCUCGAAGAAUUCGAGCUAUUUCAUUAAAGAGAUCAAUUUUAUUUCUUGGUUCACCU